CCUUUUACAACUCCAUCUCUCUCUCUACAUCCCAUUUUUUCCGAUCAAAUCUCUCCUAAAUUCUUUCUUCCCCAAUAUUAUUUGCGUUCUAAUCGCACCGGGGAAAAAAAAAAAAUUCCUUCAUGGCCAUGGCAAUUGCAGCAGGCUAUGGCCAAAUCCCCUUCGACGAGGAGAUGCAGAAGAGCUUCCGCCCUCCCUCUCCCACCGGCGCCGGCGACGGCGACGACCACCAGCUUCUCAAACCCUACAAAAAAUCAAAACGCCUCGCUUCUCUCGACGCCUUCCGCGGCCUCUGCGUCCUCCUGAUGAUUGUGGUCGAUUAUGGAGGUUCUGUUUUCCCAAUAAUUGGUCAUUCGUCGUGGAACGGGCUUCACUUGGCGGAUUUCGUGAUGCCCUUCUUUCUUUUCGUCGUUGGUAUCUCAAUUGCCCUCGUCUACAAGAAAGAGCCAAAUAGAUCAGAAGCCACAUGGAAAGCAGUGGGCAGAGCAGCCAAAUUAUUUCUGUUGGGUAUUCUUCUACAAGGAGGUUUCCUUCACGGGCUGAACUCGCUCACCUACGGUGUUGAUUUGGAAAGAAUACGCCUGCUUGGAAUCUUGCAGAGAAUAUCAGUUGGGUACCUUGUUGGAGCUCUUUGUGAGAUCUGGCUCUCACGCAGAACAAGGAGAGAAGUUGGAAUCCUGAAAAGCUACUACUUGCAUUGGGUUGCAGCAUUUGCUAUUAUUGCAGUGUAUCUCGGGUUAUUAUAUGGCCUAUAUGUUCCAGACUGGCAAUUUUUUGUACCUGGACAAGGUUACUCCGACCUUCCACUCGAUGCCCGUGCCUACACGGUGAAAUGUUCUGUAAGAGGCGACGUUGGUCCUGCUUGCAACUCUGCUGGAAUGAUUGAUCGCUAUGUUCUUGGUAUCAAUCACUUAUAUGCAAAGCCUGUUUAUAAAAAUCUCAAGGAGUGUAAUAUCUCCAGAGAUAAAGUAGUUCCUGAGAGUGCUCCUUCAUGGUGCCAUGCUCCCUUUGAUCCUGAAGGCCUUCUUAGCUCAUUAACAGCUGCAGUGACAUGCUUAAUUGGGCUUCAGUACGGCCAUGUUCUUGCUCAUUUGCAGGAUCACAAGGGUCGUCUGGAGAACUGGUGUGUCUUCUCAGUCGCUUUCCUUGUCGUCGGAUUGUUCCUCGCCCUUCUAGGGUUCCCUAUCAACAAACCCCUCUAUUCAAUCAGUUACAUGUUGAUCACUUCUGCUACAGCAGGCAUCACAUUUUCCGCACUGUACUUGUUGGUUGAUAUAUACGGCUAUAGAUGGUUGACAUUGCCACUGGAGUGGAUGGGGAAACAUGCUUUGAGUAUCUUCAUAGUUGUAUCUUCCAACUUAGCCGUCAUUGUGAUUCAGGGUUUCUACUGGAAAUCUCCUCAGAAUAACCUGAUGAACUGCAUAGUCUCACUCUUUGUGCAUAGAUGAAGGCGACUUUGGAUUUUUGUUGGGUGGUUUGCUUGUGGUUCCUCUGAGGAGGGAGUUGUACCACAUGUAUAAUGGUGUGGUGUGUGUUUUGCCUCCCGCCAUGUCCAUCAGCAGCUUCAAGGAAGGGAAGAUUGUGGUUCCACUUGAUUCUUUCCCAUAUGAGUCGGCUUGGCUCUCUAGCCAUUACAGUUCUGUGGAGAGAUUGAUGGGAAAGGGAAGGACGAUGACACGAUCAGUUUUGUCUGAUAUGUACAGUGAGCAAGCAGGCAUUCAUGAGAGCUGUAGGCUAGAAUUAAUUAAUUUGCAGACAAUCGAAAAUCAGUAGAAACAUUUGCUCACAUAAUAUAUAAAUGAUGUUAUAUAUGAGAUACUUGAAGUAUCCUGCCUAAGCUAGUCACUUAAUAACUAGUAGUUUUUUUAAUUUUUUUUAUGGGUUCUUGUACAAAGGAUAGUAGGGAAGAAGAGAAGGGAAAAAAUCCCAAGUUACACAUGUUUUUAAAAAAAAUUCUCAAAAUACACAUGUUAUGAAAAUAAUUCCCAAUCUACGCAUGUUUGGGUAUUCACAGCGUCAGAGAAGGGUGGUGAUUGCAUCGGUGAUUGCAUCACCGCGGCAGAGGAAGGCGGUGAUUGCAUCACCGCUGUCGACGAAGACGGUGAUUGCAUCACCGCUGUCGACGAAAAUGGUGAAUGCUUCACUGCAGUAAACGGCCGCGGUGAAGGCCUGACCUGCGUUGAAACUUUAAACAAACGUAACUUUGUGCUCGGUUAUCCGAUCGUAGCGAAAUUUUUUUUGAAUUCCGCAUAAUUUUUCGAGAUCUUGCAAGCCGCAAACCGCCGGAGGCGGUUUGGUCCCGCCUUCGUCUCGAAAAAAUGUCGUUUGCUACUCCGAACGAGCCUUUUUUCGAUUUCGUCAAACUUUAACCGAGCACAAAGUUACGUUUUUUUAAAGUUUUGACGCAGGUUAGUGCUUCACCGCCUUUCUCUACUGCGGUGAUUGCAUCACCGCCUUCCUCUACAGCGGUGAUACAAUCAUCGCCUUGGACUGACGCGAUGAAGCAAUCACCGUUUUGCUCUCACGCGGUGAAGCAAUCACCGCCCUUCUCUGAUGCGGUGAAGGCCUAAACAUGCGUAGAUUGGGAAUUAUUUUCAUAACAUGUGUAUUUUGAGAAUUUUUUUUAAAAACAUGUGUAACUUGAGAUUUUUUCCGAAGAGAAGAGGGUUGUGUAUUACAUGGGUCGAAAAUAGAAUUUUUGGGUUCAAAGUUCAGACUUCGCAAACACAUGACUAAAUGUGUUGGGUAUAUUAACUUGUAAUUUAGAGAAAAAGGGCUUUUUUUGUUUGUAUGAUAUUAAAUCUUUGAAACUUUG
This is a messenger RNA of Linum trigynum, 2815 nucleotides long. The record is from the annotation of a GenBank genome assembly. Lineage: Eukaryota; Viridiplantae; Streptophyta; Magnoliopsida; Malpighiales; Linaceae.